CACAUAUACCACCAUCUCUCAAGUGCUUCAUGUUUUGCCUUUAAGACCAUCUGCGCUAAAAAAGUGGGUGAUUUAUCCUCUCUCAAGACUUGAUAUAGCUUUUUCUCUCUUCCCUUUUCUCCUUCUUAGUCCAUGGACACAGCUCACUGGCCACAGGGGGUUGGAGUGGUUAAAUCCAUGGAAGAUUCUUCUCCCUCAAGGCCCAUCUUAGAGAGAAGGGCAAGACCUCAAAAGGAUCAAGCUUUGAAUUGUCCAAGGUGCAAUUCAACCACCACUAAAUUCUGCUAUUACAACAAUUAUAGUCUCUCUCAGCCAAGAUAUUUUUGCAAGACUUGUAGAAGGUAUUGGACUGAAGGCGGCUCUCUAAGAAAUGUUCCUGUGGGUGGAGGCUCAAGGAAGAAUAAUAAGAGAUCGAAUUCAUCUUCACCGUCAACCUCUUCAGCAAAGAAGGUUGCUCAUGAUCAUCAUAAUCAUGUCACCACCAAUACCCCACAUGGCAAUUUCCCUCAGCACCACGACUCUGCGUCUCAAAACCCUAAGAUCCAUUUCCAAGGCCAAGAUCUCAACUUAGCAUACCCACCAACUGAUCAGGAAUAUGAUCAGGUACUACCCUUUAGUAUUGACAACAAAAGCCAGCACCAGCUGAACCCUAGCUCUUCUACCACGACUUCAUCUCAUCAUCAUCAUCAUCAUUUGUCAGCUACGGAGCUGCUCAAGACUGGGAUUGCAUCAAGGGGGUUGGCCUCUUUCAUGCCCAUGGGUGUACCUGAUCAUUCGAAUAAUAAUAAUAAUAUUACAAUGUUUUCUACUGGGUUUCCCAUGGGUGUGCAAGAAUUCAAGCCAAGUCAUGGGCUGAGUUUUUCUCUAGCUGGGUUCGAGAGUAGCGGGUACGGGUGUCUUCAAGGGGUGCAAGAGGCAAACAAUAGUCAUGCAAGGCUUUUGUUUCCUACAGAUGAGGAUUUGAAGCAGCAGAUUCCAAGCACCACUAAUAUCACCACUGAAUUUAAUCAGCACACCAGAGGGGAAGGGGAUUCUGGUGGUUAUUGGAACGGAAUGUUAGGUGGAGGUUCAUGGUAAAAAGAAAAAGAAAAAAGAGAGAUAUAUAAUGAUGUAGAAGAAAAGAAGGUAUUUUGGUUUGUUUUUCUGGAUCACCUCACCUGGUGGGUGGCACGGUGGCAUGUUUGGAGUUUGACGAAAAGAGCAAAGUAAUAAUAGGGUACACGAGCUUCUUCCUUUCCUUUGUCAUGAUCAUCAGUGUGUGUGUGAAUUAAUUAAUUUUGCUUCUUCUUUUUUCUUUUUUCUUCUCUCUCACUCUCUUUGGUUUUUGUUUUUCUCUUUCUUUACUCUUUGAUGGAUCCAUGUGGAUGUUUUGAAGCUUAAUUUUUGGUUGGCUUCAAAAGGGCCAUGUCAUGAUGAAUGCUGAAUUCCUAAAAUAGACAUGAACAAGAGGCCAAGGAAGUCUCCCUGUUUCUUUUUAGGGUUCCUUAAAAGAAGAUAAAUUACAAGACGAUCGAUCUCCAUCUCCAUCUCCAUCUCCAUCUCCUAGCUGCUUGUUGAGCUCAGCUUGCACUGUGGCCUUGGCUUGGGGUGAUAUAUGUUUUUCAGUUAAUUAGCUGAUUAAUUAGGUAGCAAAGCAAGAGUCAUCGCGAUGAUUUGUUAAAUUAUGUAUGCAGCAGUGCCAGCAGAGCAGAGCAGAAUGACUUGUAUGUUGUUUAUUAUUUACUAGUUAACAUUUGGAUUUGUGGGUUGAUUAGCGCAGUUGAUGAUGGGGUUAAUUAUUGGUUUGAAGUAAUUAAAGUGAUUUGGAAUGA
Prunus mume (Japanese apricot) is the source of this 1811-nucleotide messenger RNA. Its product is annotated as dof zinc finger protein DOF4.6-like. Gene Ontology annotation, biological process: regulation of DNA-templated transcription. The record is from RefSeq and is a predicted model, not a curated record. Gene Ontology annotation, molecular function: DNA binding; DNA-binding transcription factor activity. NCBI's taxonomy places the organism in Eukaryota, Viridiplantae, Streptophyta, Magnoliopsida, Rosales, Rosaceae.